Messenger RNA from Phycodurus eques (leafy seadragon), 4641 nucleotides. RefSeq names its product collagen beta(1-O)galactosyltransferase 2b (gene colgalt2b). Bases 963 to 2477 code for a protein of 504 amino acids. The record is from RefSeq and is a predicted model, not a curated record. The transcript is spliced from 12 exons. Lineage: Eukaryota; Metazoa; Chordata; Actinopteri; Syngnathiformes; Syngnathidae. Gene Ontology annotation, molecular function: procollagen galactosyltransferase activity.
AUUAUUAUUCGUGAUUAUGAUUAUUAUUUGACAAAAGUGCGCCUGCGGCAAGCAGCCAUUCGAAGCAGCAGGUAAACUCUCAUGAGUGCGUUUUGAAAAGACAAUCUAAAAGGAUCGACAAACACGCUUUUGAAAGGAGACAUUAAAUUGCUUUGACAGCAGGAUUAGUAGUGGGAGGAAGUCACGCGUGUCCAAAAAUGUGGACGAGCUCGCUUGGGAGCGAGGGGGAGGUCACCUGAUUAGGCACACCUGCACGACCGAAUGGGAAAGAAGUGAUGAGCAUAUUCACGGUUUCAUUGGUGGGUGACAAUUUGGUCGAUUAAGCCUCAACUCAACUUUGUUUGGAACGCACAAAAAGUCUCCAUUUUUUAAUGUAUAUUUGGGGGAGGGGGGGGGGGAUUUUUCUUUUUUUAAAUUAGAAUUUAAAAAUAUAUAUAUUUUUAAAAUAUAUUUUGGGGAAUUUUGUUUCAAUUCAAUGUUUUUUUGUUUUUUUUUUUGGGGGGGGGAAAUUUGAAAUUUGAAUUAACAUUUUUUUUCAAAAGUCGCACGACGGACGGAGGCGUCAAGUCCAACCCGAAUAGUCGUACAGUGAAGAAGUUGGCUGGUCACGGCUCUUUAUCGCCCACUGCAGGCGGCGAAGCCAUCUUCGUGCGCGUUUUCCCGUCCGUGUUCGGGCUGAGACGUCGACAUGAAAAGCGGCGGCGGCGCUGAGAAAAGCUCUCAGUGGGCCGUCAAGAACGCUGGCGGGAAUGACACAGUGCCUUCGGUUUACUAAUUCACAGCGAGAAGAAGAGGCUGAGAAGGUGCCCUACUAAGAUCCAGUAAUAUUUGUUGUUCCCACAGAUCCAAGAGAGAACAUAUGCCUGGCCGCGAGCGACCACAACGUGGACAACACCACGGCCGUGUUGCGAGAAUGGCUGAAGAAUGCCCAGCGCGUCUACCAUUACGUGGAGUGGAGGCCCAUGGAGGAGCCCAGGUCCUACACAGACGAGUGGGGUCCCAAGCACUGGCCCGCGUCCCGGUUCAACCACGUGAUGAAGCUGAGGCAGGCGGCGCUCAAGGCCGCCAGGCAGCGAUGGGCCGACUUCAUAUUGUUCGUAGACAGUGACAACCUCCUGACCAACCCUCGUGCGCUCAACCUGCUGAUUGCUGAGAACUUGACCGUGGCCGCCCCCAUGUUGGAGUCCCGCUCCUUGUACUCCAACUUCUGGUGCGGCAUGACCCCACAGGGCUACUACAAGAGAACCCCGGACUACCAGCCAAUCAGGGAGUGGAAGCGCGUCGGCUGCUUCCCGGUUCCCAUGGUGCACAGCACGUUCCUGCUGGACCUGCGACGGGAGGCCAGCCGGGAUCUGGCCUUCUACCCGCCUCACCCCGACUACAGCUGGGCCUUCGACGACAUCAUGGCCUUCGCGUUCUCCGCGCGGCAAGCGGGCGUUCAGUUGCACGUGUGUAACAGAGAGCACUACGGCUUCCUUCCCGUCCCCCUCAAGCCGCAGCAGAAUGUCGAAGAUGAGCGCGAGAGUUUCAUACACACCAUCACGGAGGCCUUGAUCGACCACAAUAUCGAGCCCUCUGAGCACCUGUACGCUCCACCAUCACCGCAGGACACCAUCGGUUUAGAUGACAUCUUCCUGAUAAACCUGAAGCGCCGGCUGGACAGAAGAAGCCGGAUGUUGAAAACAAUGUCGGCGCUAGGCCUGCACGCCACGCUCUCGGCCGCAGUGGACGGCAAAGCUCUAAAUACAUCACAGCUGCAGGCGCUGGGAAUAGAAAUGAUGCCCGGCUACAAGGACCCGUACUCCGGCCGGGUCCUGACCAGAGGCGAGAUCGGCUGCUUCCUUAGCCAUCACUCAAUAUGGAGUCAGGUGGUGGAGCGGGGCCUUCAGAAAGUUCUUGUUCUAGAGGACGACGUGAGGUUCGAGCCCCGCUUCAAACGGCGACUGCAGGCCAUCUUGGAUGACGUGGACAAAGCCCAGCUGGACUGGGACCUCAUCUACGUGGGGCGUAAGCGCAUGCAAGUGCAGCAGCCCGAGCGCUCGGUGGACGGCGUGAACAACCUGGUGGAGGCCGACUAUUCGUACUGGACGCUGGGCUACGUGUUGUCGCUGCAGGGGGCCACGAAGCUAUUGGACGCCAAACCCUUCGCCAAGAUGCUGCCCGUCGAUGAGUUCCUGCCCGUCAUGUUCAACAAACACCCAAACGCGGAGUACAUGUCUCACUACGAGGCGCGAGACCUUCGGGCCUUCUCGGUGGAGCCGCUGCUCAUCUACCCCACGCACUACACGGGCGAGCCGGGCUACAUCAGCGACACCGAGACCUCCACCAUCUGGGACGACGAGGCCGUGGCCACCGACUGGGACCGGCAGCACGCCCGCAAGACCGCCCAGCAGGGCCGCAUCCGAACCGUGGCCCAGAACAGCGUCACGGGAGACUCGCCGCCGCCCGCCGCCAGGGCCUCGCGAGACGAACUCUGAAUUUGAUGGGAGUUUUUUUUUAACCAUGCUGUGUGUUUUGGAAAGGUUUUUAAAAGACACUUGAAGCGGAGAUACUGUAUAUGCGCGUGAACGCGGGUUGACAAGACGAGGAAGUGCCUUAAUUUAUUCCCACCGUGCCUCCUUUGGCGAUAUCUUUUGUACUACCCUGUUUCCUCGAAUCACGGCCGUGAUCUACUGAGGACAACAAAACUGAACGCCGACCUCAAAUAGACGAAAAAAAUGUCGUAACAAUAAGGACAUUAAAGACUUAACUGUCGAGCCCAUUUGUACUCUGUUGCAAACCAAAACAGCAGCACCUAAAUCCUUUUUCCAUGGAGUUGCAAUCUCUAGUUAUUCUUCUUCUUCUGUUUUGUUUUGUUUGUGUUUGAUAGCAGCCCCCCGAAACAACUCCAUCAACUGUUCUCAGGAGUUUCACCUCAUCUUUGUCUUUUCCUCAAAAGCUGUGCUGAUGGCUGAAUGCUGCCAUCUGCGGGGCUAUUUUAGCCAUUGCAGUGGUUUGUAAACCCGAAUUUAACAGACAAGCUCGGCGAGACCCUCUCCCACACCUACCCGUCGAAAAAGGUAGUUACUGUCUAUAUUCGUCGGUGGCAGUGAACGAUUGAAUUCCCCCCCAUCUGCAGUUAAGUCAAUAAAAAGCCCCUGGCCACUAUUGGAGGAAAUAUGGCGUUCAAAUUUUCUGUUUCCUCGAGGACCGCCUCGGUUUGAAAGAGCUGUUAACUUCGUCUGUAAAAGAAACAAAGUGUGUGUCAGCGUCAUUGUUAUUAUUAUUAUUAUUAUUAUUAUUAUUAUUUGCAAGCUGCUGUGCACACGGAUGGCGGAAGCGCCGUAUUUACGAGGGUCACGUGACCCCACGCAAAACCCAGCCCUUUUCUUGCCAAAAGCAGCAGGCCGGUCCUGCUUGUUCGCAGAGCCGACACGCAGCCAAAAGCUCUCAUUGCAAUUCAUCAUCGGGGCGAAGAUUUUACAUGUCGUGUAUGUCCUCAAAAAGCUUUUUUUUUUGGGGGGGGUUGUUUUGUUUUAUUCUCCAUGUCCAGGCUGAUUGAAUACAUGUUUGCUGUCGAUGAAACAACUUGUCACUCAUCCUUAAAGAAUUUGCAGACAUAAAAGGCGAGUUUUCAGUUUUCAAAAAGCAAAUGAACAUUUUCUUGUCAUAUUUGUUAAUACUGUCAGAAUGACCUGAUAGUAGUACAUGAGUAAAAUGAUGUGUGUGUGUGUGUGUGUGUGUGUGUUGUGUGGGGAAUCCUCUUCGGUUCCAUCUUGUGCCUCUAAUUGGAUUUGCAAGAGACCACCCGGCCCGAGGAAAAGCAACCAAUCGGAGACAGAGGGCAUGACUGACGAGGUGUCAAUCACUUCUUGUGCACCCAUGGGCGCAUUCAUAGCGCGCCUCAGGAGGAAAUGAUGAUUUGUUUUCUUUUUUAAAUGUUUUUACACAGUAAUAUAUUUUGCUUCCAAAUUUAAUAUUUGCAUUUUUUAGCAUGUGCCCUAAAACAACUUUUUCUUACACACAAGUACAGCAAAUAAGUCUUGCUUGUUUUUCAUGUCAUAUUAACUGACAACGUCAGCCAGCUGUCCUCAACGUGAAGGAUAUUUUUUAUUUAUUUAUUUUUUUUAAUUUGCGCACUCAGCACAAACAAGCUACUGCAGUACUGUUCUCAUUAACCUCCUGGCGAGGAGCUGCAGACAGUCAGCGCGCUCCAUAAAAAGCUUUCCGACUUGAAAGGGGACCAGCAGCCCCCUAGUGAAUUUGAGGUUGGGGUGAAGGUGAUUACGGACGAGGACCCCGUGCUGGUUUACACUUCCCGUCUGGAAGAGGAUCUGACGGGGCAAAUCUGGAGAUAAAGCGGGGCCUUGUGCUGGUUUGAGACACCUGGGACCUGUUUGAAAUGGUCAAAAAAAAAAAAAAAAAAAAAUCCAUGUUAUGUCUUAACGAACUGACAAGAUAAAUAUUAUUCGGAUUUAUCUAAUAACCUGACAAAACCCUUUUUUUAAAUGUAAUAAAAUACUUCAUACUCACCACAGAUGCUAAUUAUACAUUGUAUGACUGAAUGAAUGAAUUUUGCUCGUCGAACAGUUUUGCUAUGACCAACCAAUCGGAAGACAGAAAAAUGUUGACAUCAUCAAAGGCCAGCGCUUUGGCCCUGUG